AUGAUGGAUAUCUAUAAUAAGGCCUUGAAAAAUCCGGAUCCACCAAGAAAACCGAGUAUCCCCACAAUAACAGGUACAUCGACGUCCGCUUUCAAAUCAAGAGGACUAAGUUCCUUGGAGGCUUCUUCCUCGUCAUCUUCAUAUCGCAACAACAUGAACACCCUACAUCAGCCACUAAUGAAUAUCCCACAGCAGCAACAGCCGCCGCCGCCGCCGCAACAGCAGUCACCAAGACUAAUAUCGCUGCUACAUCUGCCACCGUCGCAACAACCAGUAUUCCAUCAAGCAUACCGCCAUUUCAACCAACAGCAAUCAAUUCUACUUCCAAAUUACAUAGCAUCUGAUAUGCAUACUACUCUGCAGCCGCCACCACAACAGCAGCAACAACAACAACAAAUACUCACUGUAUAUUCAAAUACACCACCUAUGUCCUUCAAAGAAGAUUCCGAUUUAAAAGACAAUAUAGCACGUAGGAAGAAAAACUCAAGACGAAAGCAUAGAAACUCACAUUUGGGUUGUGGCACUUGUAAGAAAAGAAGAAUCAAAUGUGACGAAACGUUACCAUCGUGUCUAAACUGCCUCAAGGGUAAACUACAUUGCGCUUAUUUAAAUUUGGACAAUAACGCCAGAAGUGCUCUUAGAUUGGCUCAAUUUAAUCAAAAUAUGAGACAGGAGAAAUUGGAAGUUUUGGGAGAUAAUUCAAUGCUAGUUGGUGGAGAUGCAGGAGAACACUCACAGCAGCAGCAGCGACAACAACAACAACAACAGCGACAACAACAACAACAACAACAACAAAUGCAGCAAAUACAGCUAGAACAACAACAACAAUUCCAACCACCUCAAGGUUCCAUGAUUACUAUUACUGGACAUGGCCAGCAACUUAUGUCUUCAAUGAUGCCUACACCAAAUCAACAAGCAGCUCAACAAUUCCAAACACAACUACCACCAAAUGUACAGCUAGCUCCACAACCUCCGCCUCCACCUCCAGCAGUGGUCCAUUCUCCCUAUGGUCCGUUAGUACCAGUCCUAACAAGUACAGGAUCCGUAGUAUAUGCACCAACUUCGUCACUUGCUACAGGAACAUCUCAUCCACACCCACAACCACAACCACAACCACAACCGCAACCACAAGUGUUGGCCGUCCCACAAAAUGUCACUACUAUAAUAACUGCCGCACCAUCUUUAUCCAUACCACAACUGCAGUCAUCAACACUUCCACCUCCAUUCAAUUCCACCUCAACUCUUGCGCCUACAUUACCACAAGGACUCAAAUCAUCCGCAUCCUCAUCAUCAGCACAUAUUUCCGCAUCCUCCUCCUCCUCCUCCUCAGCAGCAGCAGCAGCAGUAGCAAAACCAGGACAGCUAUUGCCAAAAGUUCCCUCUGGAGGUCAAAAACAACCAUCAUUAACACCGUUGACAUCAUCAGCCGCAAGCGCAGCAACAAUAGCUUCUCAGAGCAUUAAUGUCAAACAGCCACCACAACCAGCAGUAACAACUACUUCCACGACUACAACCCAAACAGCCAUUACCAGCAUUGGCGCCGGCUCCACUAACAUUAAUACAGACUCUUCAGCAGGCGUUAAAUUACCGCCUAUUGUGCCAAUAAACAUACCACAAAUCACUGUAUCUACCACUCCCGAACUUCUGACAAAACUAUCACCGCCAAAAUCCAUUAUAGGGAGGUCUCCCUCCGUUGCAUCAACAUACAACGCUUCGGCUACAAAUCCUCGCUCAUCGAUUACCAAUUCUUCGACACCAGAAAAGUCUCCGCUUUUACCCAGUAUUGCACAAAUCACUCAAGGUACGAUAACUUGCACCGAUGAAGAAUCGCCGAGUAGUGGACCAAAUUGUAUACCUAAUGUGGGAUCAGUUAAUGAGUUCGGGUCUUUGAGCAUACAAGAUCACAACAACAACAACAACAACAACAACAACAACAAUAAUAAUAAUAAUAAUAAUAACAAUGCUAUUAAUAAGAAUGGAGUCAAUUUAGAUAUCCGAUUACCUGGGAUCAAUACGUUGAAGAAAGAGACCGAAGAAGAGAAAGUCUCAAUAUCUAAGUUAAUCACCUAG
This is a messenger RNA of Lodderomyces oxycetoniae, 2070 nucleotides long. RefSeq names its product Zcf21p (gene ZCF21). NCBI's taxonomy places the organism in Eukaryota, Fungi, Ascomycota, Pichiomycetes, Serinales, Debaryomycetaceae. The transcript has a single exon. Gene Ontology annotation, molecular function: zinc ion binding; DNA-binding transcription activator activity, RNA polymerase II-specific. The record is from RefSeq and is a predicted model, not a curated record. Gene Ontology annotation, biological process: regulation of transcription by RNA polymerase II. Bases 1 to 2070 code for a protein of 689 amino acids.